AUGAGACUGCUGCCAUUUUCAACAACUUGCCAUCAUCAUCGCUUCAAAUUAUUCUCCUCAUUUCUCACCUUCUUCCAACCCACCCCAUCUUCCACGUGGAUUAAUCUUAAUCACAUCCACAUGGAGCCCUCCACAAUCGCCGCCGCACCAACAACCACCACACGACGCCGUAAGCGGAAGAUUGUUGUCAUCAUGGGUCCAACGGGUGCUGGGAAAUCCCGUCUCUCCAUCGACCUCGCCACUCGAUUUUUUGAAAACUCUGAGAUCAUUAACUCCGAUAAAAUGCAAGUAUAUCGUGGACUUGAUAUCACAACCAACAAAAUCACAAUGCAAGAGCAGCUUGGCGUCCCUCAUCACCUUCUCGGAGCCUUUGACCCGACUAAAUCAGUAAUCACUACAUCGGAAUUCCGGAAAGUAGCAUCAGAAAUCAUCUCCGACAUUAAAUCCCGUCGCGGCUUGCCGCUUGUCGUCGGCGGCUCAAACUCAUGUAUCUACUCGCUGGUGACAAAACGGUACGACCCUAAAUCAGACGUAUUCAACGGACCAGACCCACAUCCGGUGAGCUCCGAGCUUCGUUACGAAUGUUGCUUCAUUUGGGUCGAUGUUUGCUUACCGGUUUUAAACCAAUAUUUAUCAAAGCGGGUGGACGAGAUGCUGGACUCCGGUAUGUUCGAGGAACUGGCAGAGUUUUACCGGUCAGGCGAACACAUGACGGUGAACCGGUCAGGUUUAGGGCAGGCAAUCGGAGUACCCGAGUUCGAGACGUAUUUCCGGCGAAUGGAAAGCUCGGAUUCCGAGGAGGAUGUGAUGGGGCAGGGUGAGGCGUACGAUGAGGCCGUGAGAAGGAUCAAGGACAACACGUGUCAGCUGGCGAAGAAACAAGUGAGUAAGAUCCUACGGCUGAGGGACGCCGGUUGGGAAUUAAAGAGAAUAGACGCCACGGAGGCGUUCAGGGGGGUGAUCUCCGGUGAGUCCGGCGGAGCAAGGGUGGCGGAAAUCUGGGAAAAACAGGUGGUGGAACCAAGCAUGAAGAUCGUGAAGCAUUUCUUGGAGGAGUAG
Molecule: messenger RNA, 1059 nt
Organism: Cynara cardunculus var. scolymus (artichoke)
Lineage: Eukaryota; Viridiplantae; Streptophyta; Magnoliopsida; Asterales; Asteraceae
Product: adenylate isopentenyltransferase-like
Exons: 1
Coding region: 1-1059 (352 amino acids)
Biological process (GO): cytokinin biosynthetic process; tRNA modification
Cellular component (GO): mitochondrion
Molecular function (GO): AMP dimethylallyltransferase activity; tRNA dimethylallyltransferase activity
Source: RefSeq, a predicted model, not a curated record